CUGGUUUAGAUAGAUAGCAUCGAAAUUGAAUAGUAACCAAGUUUAUGUCACCGAAUGACGUUCUCUACCUUUGUUUCAAAAUGUUUAAGAUAAAUUCGAAAUGGAAAAAUCUGUAAAUCUCAUAGACUUAGUUUCAGCUUAUGAUAAUAUGGAACAUAAAAAAGUAUUAUUGGGAGGAGAUUUAAUGAAAGCAACUUGUCUUCGUAACAUAGAGAAGGUUAAAAAAUUGCUUAGUUUAGGUGCUGAUGUUAAUUCAAGAUACUUUGUUAAUGGAUGGACUCCUUUACAUUGGGCAUGCUUUGUAGGUUCUUUAGAUAUAGCAGCCUUACUCUUAAAGAAUGGAGCAGAUAAAAAUAUAAGAUCUAUAGCUGCAGAAACUCCAAUGUCUGUGUGUACGAAUCCACAAAUUCUGCAACUUUUGAGUGCAUCCAUGGAUCCUCAGCUUGGUUUAAAUGACUCAACGGUACACGAUGCUAUACCCAAAUAUUUAAAAAAUGAUUUUGUACAUGGAACUGCAGAUUCAGGAAUUCCCAAAGUAAAAAGCAAUAGCAUAUAUCUAGAUGAGUUAGUGUUAAAGAUUCGUGUGGCAGAUGCUCCUGAUCCAGACUUCAUAGAAAUUGAAUUACCUCAGAGUGAUUUAACAUACCAGGCACUAAUUCGGGUAUGUUGUCAAGAAUUAAAUAUCGAUCAGAAUCAAAUUGUAAAACUGAGAAAAUUGCCCAAUACAAAAUUAAGAAAAGAUGAAGAUAUUCAACGACUUCAGAACUUUCAAGAAAUUGAAGUUGUCACAAAUGUGGGUAAUACGUACAGUUAUCUUCAAAAUACAAAUGGUAUUCCAAACAAUAUUUCAACAAUGCCAACAAAUGGAUACCAAAGUAUUUCUAAGAAAGAUCAGACUAUUUUGUAUUAAUUAUUAGUGUCAUAGGUUGUUUUUAUCUUUUGUUUGUAUGUAUUAAAAUUAAGGAAACAUUAAUAGAAAUAUAGUACAUACAAGUAGACAUGUAAUAUGUAGAGUGAAAUUAAAAAUUU
Molecule: messenger RNA, 1029 nt
Organism: Colletes gigas
Lineage: Eukaryota; Metazoa; Arthropoda; Insecta; Hymenoptera; Colletidae
Product: ankyrin repeat domain-containing protein 40-like
Exons: 3
Coding region: 101-910 (269 amino acids)
Molecular function (GO): protein binding
Source: RefSeq, a predicted model, not a curated record